AUGAAAAGACCCAGAACCCACCGUCUUACUAAAUAUAUAAAGGUUCUUGGAAAACAAAAUUCAUGUAAUACCUACGCGGCAUGUAUUGCUUGUUUUGAAAGGUUGGAAAGUAGUGAACUUUCAAGAAAUACUUUUACAAAUAAAAAACUGCAAGUUAAAAAUUACUUGAAAAAUUGUCCAUAUUUUCGAGAAAAAAUUGGAAAUCAAGAAGAACUAGAUGAUAUUAUUAAUUUGACAGAUAAUGAGAUAGAAGAAGAAAUAUGUCAAAAACGUAAAAAAGUGGAUAAUGAAUUUGGUAAGAAUGAUGAAAAAGUCUUAAAGUAUUUAAAAUCUUUGCAGUAUAAUUUCAAAAUUCCAAAAUUUAAAUCAAUAGAAGAAACAGGUUCGAAUUUGGCAAUUCGUUACGAACGUCCACAAAUUGGUUCAGGAGAUGAACUUUACUUGAAUUCAGAACUUUGCCAAAUACUUCUUGAUAAUGAUUGGUGGGAAAAAAUUGAGCUUUUGCAAGACAUUUUAUUACCUUAUUGUGGUGUUUUAAAUAAGCUGCAAUGUGAUAAAGCGCGUCUUUAUGAAGUGCUUCAUGCUCUUGGAUAUUUUAUGCAAUUCUGGAAGCAAUUUCCCGAUACAGAUUUGGGCAAUCAAAUGAUCGAUCGAUUAGAAAAACGUUGGAGUCAAUGGGAGCAGCCAUUAUUCUUACUUUCUUUUGCUCUCCAUCCAAAAUAUCGUUUUGCAUAUUUCAAUUCUGACCUUAAUAAUUUAUCAUUUACUUCCUUAGGACGAUAUUUGACAUAUUAUUAUAAAGCAUGGUUUAAAAAAUGCCCAUUACGAUUAUUAUUGGAAUUUGAAGAUUUUCAUCAGAAAGUUGAACCAUUUAAUAAUAAGACUUUUGAACAAUUUGGAGAUGAUGCUUUUAAAUUUUGGGGAUACGUAGAAGGUGAUUAUAAAGAAUUGGCUGCAGUUGCUUUAAAAAUUUUUGGUAUGUGUGUGAAUGCUGCAUCUGUUGAACGAAUGUGGUCUUCCAUGGGUUUUUUACAUACAGUUCGUCGUAACCGAUUAAAAAAUGAAAAAAUAUUAGCAAUGAGUCAACUUCGGACAUCUAUUAAUUUUUCGUUAAGAGAAAAGGAAUUACAACAAAGUCAAAUCCAAUUUUUGGAUUCAAAUGCUCUUCCAAUGGAAACUGAUUUUGAAGUUUUUACGCCAAAUUCAAAUAUUGAAGAGGACGAAGAUAUUGAAGAUAACACUAUUGUUACUCCUGAACAUUGGGAACAAGAAUUGAGAGAGUGGGAAGAGAUGUUAAUAGAAGAAGAGGUAGCACGAUUGGAAGAGGAAGAGGAAUUAAGGAGUAAUUCAAAUAAUAAUAUGGAAGGUGAUCUCUUAAGCGAAUAUAUACAUCCAGCAAUAGACGAAAAAGCAAAAUGGGAGCUUAAAAGUUUAUUUAGUUCAUCUCUUAAUGCUCCUAAUUACUUAAAUAUAGGAUCAAAUGAAUAA
This is a messenger RNA of Rhizophagus irregularis DAOM 181602=DAOM 197198, 1488 nucleotides long. Lineage: Eukaryota; Fungi; Glomeromycota; Glomeromycetes; Glomerales; Glomeraceae. The record is from RefSeq and is a predicted model, not a curated record.